CUUGUCUCUUCUGGUCCUGAGUCCGGACCCUGAGCCAAAGACGGCGGUGUCUCUUCCAGGCUGGAGAGGUGUGACGUGAACGUGGCGGUGCUGCUGAGACAGAACUCUGGAUGGGUGUUCGAGAACCCCUCCCUGGGCGUGCUGGACUACCGGGUGCUGGGUACCAACUUCAGGGACCACGCCAUCGUGCUCACCCAGCUAGAGUUCAAGGACGAGGCCUUCAGCACCGUGGAGCUGUAGAGCCGGACGGAGCUGGCCAGCCAGGAGGCCAUGCGUCUCUUCGCCCGGUGGAGCAAGGGCCUGGGCUUCCUGCCUCAGCAGCAGGCCAUGCUGCAGCAGGACUUCACCUGUGCACGCAAGGUUUUCCAGUGAAUGCUUCGACCUCCAGGGGGGACGGUGCCCGCCGAGUCCUGAGAGGUUGGCCAGGCGCUGGGCUCCUUGCUCAGCCACCUGGGAGCUUGGUGUGGGGCGGGCUGCUGUUCCAAAUAAAGCGGUUCCACAAAGCCCUAGAGAUGCGUCUCACCUGCUUGCCGAGCGCGGGCAGAAAUGGCAGAUGGGGCGCUGCCCUCUUGGGGCUCCCGUCGGUGCAGGGGGAGGAGGAUGGGUGUGGGGGGGCUCACCCAGAGCUGGACCACCCAGCACACAAGCAGCUCCGGGUGGGGGCAC
Messenger RNA from Ailuropoda melanoleuca (giant panda), 666 nucleotides. RefSeq lists its product as uncharacterized. The annotation marks the transcript as partial. Lineage: Eukaryota; Metazoa; Chordata; Mammalia; Carnivora; Ursidae. The transcript has 5 exons. The record is from RefSeq and is a predicted model, not a curated record.